Molecule: messenger RNA, 720 nt
Organism: Prunus persica (peach)
Lineage: Eukaryota; Viridiplantae; Streptophyta; Magnoliopsida; Rosales; Rosaceae
Exons: 4
Coding region: 92-451 (119 amino acids)
Source: RefSeq, a predicted model, not a curated record
AUAUCUCUGGAGAAGAGACAGCCUAAAGAUUUUAUAAGUGUGGAGAGUAAAUCUCAUGCAUUUCUUCUUGGUUUGAUAAGGAAGAAAAUAUAUGAUGACCAGACUUUCCAUGUCUUGCAACAGUUUGACUCCUCAUCCUCAUCCUGCAGUACCAAUUAGCCCUCAGCUUACCUCAACCAUAACAGGCAUAGAGCAGAAGAGGCCCAGAGCAGUUGCAGUUUUUGCAGCAAAAUCUGGAGGAUUUUCACUCAACUCUUUCUUGAAAAAGUGUGAAACCUGUGGAGGUAAAGGUGCAAUUGAAUGUCUAGGAUGCAAGGGAACGGGAAGAAAUAAGAAGAAUGGGAAUAUUUUUGAGCGAUGGAAGUGUUUUGAUUGCCAAGGAUUCGGACUAAAGGGUUGCCCCACCUGUGGACAAGGAGGACUAACACCAGAACAGAGAGGAGAAAGAUAAAAAAGAGUUUGAUGAAAGAAAAAGUUACCCUAUUUCAAAGGCGGCUCAUGACAUGUGCGGACUGUGCGACUGCACAGGGCCUCCAAAUAUUUUUAAAAGCCCAGAAUUAUAUUAUAUUUUCUGCUACGUUUCAUUCUAAGCAAAUUUUUAUUUCAAAACAUUAUUUUUUAUUCCUAACGUGCAGAUUUUUGUUCCAAGCAUUAACAAAUUAAAAAAAAAUACUCGUGAGUCAUGCGUGCAUGCGGCAUGCUCUCCUUGCUAUUCCCAAA